AUGCAGUCCGCGUUCGAAACCGAACUUUCAAGGAUCAGGCAUCUAGCCGAAGAGCUCAGUUCAGGCAAAGAGAAACUUGUCGAAAGCGAAAGUAAGGCAGCUCGAUUUGAGAGGGAACUGUCAGUGGCAAAAUCCGCAAACGCAGACUCACCGGAAUGUUCGACGAUUGAAAGUAAAUCACGGGAUCAGCCGAAUUAUCCGCAUCCUAAUCAUGCAGAACUUUUAGCCGAGUCAUUGCAGAAAGUUAAAGCUCUCGAAUCUCAACUACAAAUUGCAAUGGACGAAAUGGAAGGAUAUAAGUCUCUUGCCUGUUCGCUGGAGAUAAGGUUGUCAGAAGUCCAAAAUGAAUCGUCGAAGGAGUCAGAGAUGUCCACUCUGUCGAUAAAUCAACUUAAGAUGGACUUGAGUGUUUCUCAAGAAAAGAUUUUGAAGCUUAUCGAUGAAAGGGAUGCCUUUAGAGGCAUCAUUGGGAAGAUGGAAGAGGACAACGUUAACAGAGUCAUCAACGCCGAACAAGAACUAGCUGCGCUUCAGCGGCAAGCGGCGACUUAUGAGAGCAACAUUGCUUUGAUGAAGUCGAACGAAGAUGAUCUUGUCCAAAAAGCGGAGUACCUGAGCUCCAGUCUUUCUCUGGCUAACAGAGAACUAGCAGACCUUGCAUCCCAUUUAAAAGUGAAGGAGGAGCAAAUGGCACGUCUGAACGAAGAACUGGUUAAGUCCAGAGAAGAAAUACAACAUCAGAAUUCGCUUGUCGAUCAAAUAACUUGUGAUCUGAAGAAUGCACAAAUGCUCGAGGCUAAAACUCGGACUGAACUGGAAGAGGAGAAGCAAGCUUCCGUCCAUUUACGUCAUUUCACUGAAGUUCUGGGCGAAAGCGUAGAACGCAUGUGCGAAAGGAUGCGUGAACUUAGAAGUGAAAUUCAAGGAGAAGUGAAUACUGAAGCUUUGCAACAAUUUGCAUUAUGCUCGGACAGCGCAGUUUUGGAGGCUCUCACAAAUCUCAGAAAUGAAAAUUCCUCGCUGGAGAAAGCGAACAGUGAUUUCGAACUGAGACUUGUUCAGUCUGAUCAACGAGUGAAAUAUUUGGAACAGCAGGAAUUAAAUCUUGCGGAAAGAUUGAAAAUCGCAGAGGAACGAUUGAAUGGUGUGAUGAAGGAGAAUGCUGAUUUGUUGAACGACGUGAAAGCGAAGAAUUAUUUGAAAGCACAGUGUGAUUUGGCUGAAUCUUUAAAUCAGAAGCUUCAACGCAGUUUAGAGGAUGAAAAGCAAAAGAGCAUUGAUUUGGAGGUGCGUUUACACAAGUUGGGUGAAGAUAUUCACGCCGCGACGUCCAUCAGCGAAGCUCUGAAAAAAGAUCUGGAAUUUGCCAAUAAGGAGGUUGAAAAGGUUCGAGGACUGAACAAGAAGCUAUUGGAAGAACGCGCGAAAUUCGAUCCAGAUGGCGUAACUGCUCUGCGGAUGAAACUGGACGAAUCCGAAGAAGAAAUAUCAUUGUUGCGAAGUCAGGUUGAGCACUCUGCUCAAAACGUAGACAAUUUGUCGAAGGAACUUGCGGAUACCGUCAAACAACGCGAUGGUCUCAGCAGUGAAAUCGCGGAAACUCAGAAACGAAUUCGCGACCAGGGAGAGGCAAUUCAAAGAGUACGCAAAGUCGCUAAGAAAUACAAAAUGCUGUAUGACGAACAGGUCACUCUGCGCACUGAAGCAGAAAGUAAGUUAGAAGUCAUGGGCAAGGAGAUUGAAAGCAGUCAACAGGAAUGUUCGAGCGUAAAGAAAGAAAAUGAAGAAUUACGUGCAAAGUUACAAGCUUCCAUAAGCGCUCAGCAGAAGAUCGAGGCCGAAGCAGCUUCUGCACCGGCGGACCAAGAAACUCAAAGGGUUUAUAUUAUUUGUUUCUACUGGGUUUCAGAGGAAUUAAAGUUCCGUCACGACACCCUCAGUACUUCACAUGCGAUGUGUGAAGCUAACCUUGCACAUUUGCAGAACAGAAUUAAGUCCUUCUCGCUGAUGGUUUCGACUGCUAGCAGUGAGAAGGCAUCGAAACGCGGGAAACAGACCGCUGAAGCUAAGCCUUCAGCGUCGUCAUCCAAAGCAACACCCGUUCAGCUCGUUGCAGCGAUGCCCGCGACCAGCUUUGCUGCUCCUCUAGAUCGUUUUGGCGGCCAGGAGGAACCUGCUUCUUUGACCAUAAGCAAAGUUUCUCCUCGUCUGGCACCCACCGUGGCCAGUGUAAAACCCUUGCCUUCCGUUCGUCUA
Molecule: messenger RNA, 2256 nt
Organism: Soboliphyme baturini
Lineage: Eukaryota; Metazoa; Nematoda; Enoplea; Dioctophymatida; Soboliphymatidae
Source: the annotation of a GenBank genome assembly